AUGUCUCAAAAAAUAGGACAUACAGGACUAGCGUUUGCCAGAAUGUGGCACCAUGUUGAUUUAGCCCAUGAAGGGAGGUCUAUGGGUAGACUGGCUACUUCCAUCGCUACAACAUUAAUGGGUAAGCACAAGCCUGUGUAUCAUGAAUCACAAGAUAUGGGUGAUUACGUUGUUGUAACCAACUGCCAACUAUUGAAAACAACAGGUAAUAAAAUGGCACAGAGAGAAUAUUGGUCCCAUACUACAAGACCGGGUAGUUUAAAGCUGAUACCGAUGGAUAGAAUGGCUGCAGAUAAAGGAUAUGGAGAAUUAUUGAGAAGAGCAGUUAGUGGUAUGUUACCAAAGAACAGACUAAGAAAAUUAAGAUUAGAAAGAUUAAAAGUAUUUGAUGGUAGUGAACAUCCUUACAAACAAAAUAUCACAGCAUUCGCCGUUGAACAACCAAUGGUCAACGAGUUGCUAAAUGGAAAUAAAAAAUAA
Molecule: messenger RNA, 480 nt
Organism: Maudiozyma barnettii
Lineage: Eukaryota; Fungi; Ascomycota; Saccharomycetes; Saccharomycetales; Saccharomycetaceae
Gene: MRPL23
Product: mitochondrial 54S ribosomal protein uL13m
Exons: 1
Coding region: 1-480 (159 amino acids)
Biological process (GO): negative regulation of translation; translation
Cellular component (GO): ribosome; mitochondrial large ribosomal subunit
Molecular function (GO): mRNA binding; structural constituent of ribosome
Source: RefSeq, a predicted model, not a curated record